Messenger RNA from Harpegnathos saltator (Jerdon's jumping ant), 606 nucleotides. Its product is annotated as cysteine-rich protein 1. Lineage: Eukaryota; Metazoa; Arthropoda; Insecta; Hymenoptera; Formicidae. The coding region runs from base 197 to 433 and encodes 78 amino acids. The transcript has 3 exons. The record is from RefSeq and is a predicted model, not a curated record.
UCAAUCAACUGGAGAGCGUCGCGUUACCUUGCCGGCCUCUCUCAGGGCCAGUACGCGUCUGACCACGCUGCCGAGAGCAUCCUUCCGUCAGAGUCGUCGCACGCACAGCGUCGGAGCGUUGCUUUACCGUGCCGGAUUUGCUUUACGGUGCCGCCGUCGCCGCCGCCGUCGCCGCCGCCGCCGCCGCCGCAGCGAGAUGCCGAAUUGCCCCAAGUGCGACAAGCCGGUGUACUUCGCCGAGAGGAAGACAUCCUUAGGCAAAGAUUGGCACGGUUCGUGUUUACGCUGCGAGAAAUGCAAUAAGACCCUAACACCCGGGAGUCAUGCCGAGCACGAAGGGAAGCCUUACUGCAAUCACCCUUGCUAUUCAGCCCUGUUCGGUCCAGGAGGUUUCGGACGCGGCGGUGCUGAGAGUUACGUCUACAAUAAGUGAAGUCCACUCGCGCGCAUUUUCCAGGCGACCGUGCGACCCCGAGGCGCGGCGGGAUUCCCGGUUGAUCACAGCCACGCACAUGUUAUGUUACAUAAUUAUAUAAUUAUAAUAUCUCAUAUAAUUGUGCUAAUAUAAAGGGCAGGAGACGAGCACGGCGUAUCUAUUUAUAUAUA